Molecule: messenger RNA, 615 nt
Organism: Solanum dulcamara
Lineage: Eukaryota; Viridiplantae; Streptophyta; Magnoliopsida; Solanales; Solanaceae
Product: auxin-responsive protein SAUR76
Exons: 1
Coding region: 50-439 (129 amino acids)
Biological process (GO): response to auxin
Source: RefSeq, a predicted model, not a curated record
AAGUCUUUUAAUUGAUGAAACCAAGAAGGAAGGAAGAAAUUAAGCGAAGAUGAAGAAGCUGAAUUUGUUAUUGAGGAAGUGUAAGACUUUGUCAAGGCAACUAGGAAGAAGUUCAUCUUAUAGUAGUUUAAGGUCAAAGUCUUCAAGAGAAGAUUUUUGGAAUAAUGUGGAAUCUCAUCAAGAUAAUAAAGAAGAUUCUGAGACAAUUUUUGUUGGCAACUCAAGAAGGAGAUAUGUGAUAAAAUCAAAAUACUUGAGCCAUCCACUAUUGAAUGCUCUAAUAGAGAAAUCAAAGCAGAAACAUGGGGAAAAAGAUCAUCUUUCAGUUAAGUGUGAGGUUGUGCUUUUUGAUCAUCUUCUUUGGUUACUUGAAAAUGCUGAUCCCAACAAUCUUAAUUCUGAUUCAUUUGAGGAAUUGGCUGAUCUAUAUGUUGUUUAAUUCGAUAUUAUUACUUUUUCUUUUCAUUCUCUAGUAAAAAAUAUGUUUUAGCUACAAUAUUUUUUUCAUGUAAUUAAUAGAAUGUUAAAGAGUGAUUAUCUUUCUCAUAAAUAAUGAGAAGGAUCGUAGUUUCCCAUUAUAUGUGCAUUCAUCAUUCUUUAUUCAAGUUGUUGACA